GACGAUGUAGAAAACCAGAAAAAUCAAGGUAUUUACGAGAGUUAAGCAAUAAUAAUGGAAGGGAUAGAGCACCGAAUGGUUAAAGUGAAUGGCAUAAACAUUCACAUAGCUGAAAAAGGUGAAGGCCCAGUCAUCCUUUUCCUCCAUGGCUUCCCUGAGCUUUGGUAUUCAUGGCGUCACCAAAUCCUCGCUUUAUCUUCCAUGGGUUACCGAGCCGUUGCUCCCGAUUUGAGAGGCUACGGUGACUCGGAUGCUCCCGACUCAGUCGAGAGUUACACUUGUUUCCACGUAAUCGGCGAUCUAGUGGAGUUGAUAAACGUGGUGGAUCCGGAUGAAGGGAAGGUGUUUGUGGUAGGGCAUGACUGGGGAGCCAUACUAGGAUGGUAUUUGUGUAUGUUUAGGCCUGAUAAAGUGAAAGCAUUGGUGAAUUUGAGUGUGCCGUUUUUGAGGUUUCAUCCGGAAAUCAAGCCUGUUGGUUUCUGGAAAUCUUAUUAUGGCAGUGAUCAUUACAUCUCUAGAUUUCAGGAAUAUGGAGAAAUAGAAGGUGAAUUUGCAGAGAUUGGAGUGGAGAGAGUUUUGAAGGGAUAUUUGAGUGAUUUUCCAGUAUUGUUGCCGAAAGGGAAACUAUUUAAACGUCCAUUAGAUGAAGAAAAUACAUUGCCUUGUUGGUUAUCUGAGGAAGAAGCCAAUUACUAUGUCACCAAAUUCCAGAAAACUGGUUUCACUGGUCCACUCAACUUCUACAGAAACCUUAACAGAAACUGGGAACUAUUGAAACCAUGGGUGGGUAGUAAGAUCAAAACACCAGCCAAGUUCAUAAUGGGGGAUAAGGAUCUGGUUUAUGGUGUGCCUGGUAUGAAGGAUUACAUUCACAAUGGUGGGUUCCAAGAAGAUGUGCCAUCUCUGCAGCAAGUGGUGGUGAUGGAAGGUGUUGGUCAUUUCAUCAACAUGGAGAAACCAGACGAGAUCAACCAAUACAUUUAUGACUUCUUUACACAGUUUCAUUCAAUAACAAUGGAAGGGAUAGGGCACCGAAUGAUUAAAGUGAAUGGCAUAAACAUUCACGUAGCUGAAAAAGGUGAAGGUCCAGUCAUCCUUUUCCUCCAUGGCUUCCCUGAGCUUUGGUAUUCAUGGCGUCACCAAAUCCUCGCUUUAUCUUCCAUGGGUUACCGAGCCGUUGCUCCCGAUUUGAGAGGCUACGGUGACUCGGAUGCUCCCGACUCAGUGGAAAGUUACACUUGUUUCCACAUAAUCGGCGAUUUGGUGGAGCUGAUAGACGUAUUGGAUCCGGAUGUAGGCAAGGUGUUUGUUGUUGGGCAUGACUGGGGAGCUUACAUGGCUUGGUUAUUGUGUCUGUUUAGGCCUGAUAAAGUGAAAGCUUUGGUCAAUUUAAGCGUGCCGUUUAUAAGGUUUGAUCGGGAAAUUAAUCCCGUUGGUGUCUGGAAAGCUGUUUACGGCGACGAUUAUUACAUAUCUAGAUUUCAGGAAUAUGGAGAAAUAGAAGGUGAAUUUGCAGAGGUUGGAGUGGAGAGAGUUGUGAAGGAAUAUUUGUGUGAUUUUCCAGUUUUGUUGCCAAAAGGGAAACUAUUCAAACGUCCAUUAGAUGAACCGAUUACAUUGCCUUCUUGGUUGUCUGAGGAAGAAGCCAAUUACUAUGUCACUGUAUUCCAGAAAACUGGCUUCACUUGUCCAAUCAACUAUUACAGAAACCUUGGCAGGAAUUGGGAGCUGUUGGGACCAUGGGUGGGUAGUAAGAUCAAAACACUAGCUAAGUUCAUUGUAGGUGAUAAGGAUUUGGCUUAUGGAAUGACAGGGAUGAAAGAAUACAUUCACAAUGGUGGGUUCAAAGAAGAUGUGCCAUCUUUGGAGCAAGUGGUGGUAAUGAAAGGUGUCAGCCAUUUCAUUAACAUGGAAAAACCAGAAGAGAUUAGCAGCCACAUAUAUGAUUUCUUUUGCCAAUUCCAUUGAAAAAAUAAAUAAAAAUCUUGUAAAAGUACCAUGAAAGCCCUUAUACUAGGAGUUGAAUUGCAUCUUGUUCUCCCUACUAAAAAAAUGAGCAAAUUAGUCCUUAUAUGCUAGGUCAAAGAACAAAUUGGUCUUUUUGUUAAAAAUUUUAUCCACUUUUACUGUUAAAAUUGAUCCUUGUGUAACAAUUUGAUUAUUUUGUUAGCCACACCAGUUUUUAAUAGUAGAAAUGGAUAAAAAAAUUUAAUUGAAAAAUUAGUUAGCUCUUAGAUUUAAUGUGUAAGAACUAAUUUACUCAUUUUUAAUAAAUAGGGUAAUAUGCCAUCUUGCUCUUAAUAUAGGGGUAUCUAUGGUACUUUCACCAUAAAAAAUCAUGUAUUUCAAGCUUUUAGUGUAAUAAAAACUUGGCUAAAAUCCAAGUGACGAAAAGCUUAUUUUAUUAUUUA
Messenger RNA from Gossypium raimondii (Peruvian cotton), 2411 nucleotides. RefSeq lists its product as uncharacterized. The transcript has 6 exons. The record is from RefSeq and is a predicted model, not a curated record. Gene Ontology annotation, molecular function: hydrolase activity. The coding region runs from base 55 to 1968 and encodes 637 amino acids. NCBI's taxonomy places the organism in Eukaryota, Viridiplantae, Streptophyta, Magnoliopsida, Malvales, Malvaceae.